UCUAAUUUUUGCAAUAAAUAAUUUUUAGUUAGUUUUAGAAAUCAAUCUCCCUGAAUGAAAAUAAACAUUUGGUCAUGAAUAAAAAGUUAUAGACUAUCGAUAGUAUAAAAUGACUGGCGACGAUGGCAAAACAGCCAUUUGUCGUGUGUGUCUAAAGACUGACGAAGUGAAAAAUAAAAAGUUCAUUUCGUUGUUUGAAAAUUACAAAGAUACCGUGAUCUCUGAAAAUAUAAACUUGAUAGCAAACGUGUCGAUAAAACAAGGGGACGAUUUGCCGGCAGAGAUAUGUCCGGAUUGUUUGUUAGACUUGGAAACCGCCAUAAAUUUCAAAUACAAAUGUGAAUCCUCCAACCGAAUACUUCGAAACACAACAUUCCCUAAUCAUACAGAGUUUCUCUCGUUGGAAUAUAACUUGAAUCUUGUUAAGAAAGAAGAAAAUGAACAAUAUGAAACUGAAAACGACUUUGAUAUUGAUGUAAAUGAUUACUUGGAAACUAAAACUGAAGUGGAACAGCACAGUGAUAAUGUACUUGAGACAGCAGUACAGAAUAGGCUAAGUAAACCUCAAGACCUCAAAUUAAUAUGUAAUGAAUGUGGUGAUUCCUUUAAAAGUAAAUGCAAGAUGCGUGUACAUUGGAAAAAAGUGCAUCUCCCGCAAACAUUGAUUUGUUCAAUAUGCAAAAGGGUUUUUAAAACAUGUAAAGCAUUUAACAAACAUCAGAAGACUAGAUGCAAAAGCUGUAUAUCAACAGUUAACAUGAAAGUUGAGGGUAUUGGUAGAUCUAGAAUAUUCCAUUGUAAGUCAUGUAGUUAUAGCACAUCGAGAGUUAAAGAUAUGCAGUCACAUGUAGUAGUACACAAUGGGGAGCGCCCAUACUCCUGCUCUAUAUGUGGUAAGACGUUCACACAGCAUAGCGCAGUCCAGGCUCACAAAGAAUCAUCACACAAAGUGUAUUCAAUAGAGACAUUUUGCGAGUACUGUGGCAAGUAUUUGAAAGGUCGGGGUGCGGCUUAUAAGCAUAUCAAACGUCACAAAGAGAAUAGAUAUCAAUGUGAUAUAUGUAAAAAAAUGUUGAAGAACAAAAACACUUUGAAGAGCCAUUUAGUCAGACACACAGGUGUUAAAUCAUACACUUGUGAAAAAUGUGCAUAUACCUUCUUCACUAUAGGCGAAUUGGGUAAUCAUAGACGGUCUGUCCAUAAUAAGGAGAAACAUGCAUUCAAAUGCAAUAUUUGUGAUUACAAGGCAAGCAGAAAUGAAAUUAUAAAGCGACACAAAGCCAAACAUACAGCUGUCAAUAUGGCAUGCACAAUCUGUGGUAAAUUCUUUGUAGAUGCACUGAAGUUGUCUAUGCACCAGAAAAUGCAUUUAGUUGAGAAGAAAUAUCCAUGUCCACAUUGUGAGGCAAAGUACAUGAAGAAAGACUAUCUGAGACGGCAUAUACAGGCAAAGCAUGCAGGUAUGAUGGCAACACCUAGGUGUCUGCCUGUAAAAGAUGAGAGGUCAUCAUCCUCAAUAGUUUGGGACAAUGAAAUUGAGAUAUCAGCAUAAUAUCUACAUAAGAGAAGUCAAAAUUUUAUUUGUUAAAAAUAUUUAUUUAUCAUUGUUAUCAACAAGUUUAUCAUUGUAACAAACAGUACUUUCUAAAUUCUAAUGAAAAUUGAUAUAAAAAAUGAAAGAAUAGAAUAUUUUUGAUGAUUCUUUUUUAAUUUAAAAGGCUGAUUUUAAUUUUGGAUUAAUUUUAAUAUUAUAUCUGUUUAGUGCCUAAAACUAUCAAAGUUUGUUAUACUAAAUGAAGGUCCUUAGUACAAUUUCAGCUUGUACAAAAUGAGUUACCUAAAAUAUUUUCUUAACUCAAUUUGAUAAGAAAUUAUAAAUGAAAUACCAUUGAUAAGUUUGUGUUUAUUUGAAUAAUUUUCUAGUAAGUUCCUGAGAGAAAUGUUACAACAUUACAAGGCUGAAAAUAAUAUGUAAUAUUUGAACUAAGGAUUGUGUAUUGAGGCAAAUUUAAAUA
Molecule: messenger RNA, 2015 nt
Organism: Achroia grisella
Lineage: Eukaryota; Metazoa; Arthropoda; Insecta; Lepidoptera; Pyralidae
Product: zinc finger protein 568-like
Exons: 1
Coding region: 110-1552 (480 amino acids)
Cellular component (GO): nucleus
Molecular function (GO): zinc ion binding
Source: RefSeq, a predicted model, not a curated record